Molecule: messenger RNA, 1357 nt
Organism: Ochlerotatus camptorhynchus
Lineage: Eukaryota; Metazoa; Arthropoda; Insecta; Diptera; Culicidae
Exons: 2
Coding region: 174-1340 (388 amino acids)
Biological process (GO): DNA integration
Molecular function (GO): nucleic acid binding
Source: RefSeq, a predicted model, not a curated record
GAUAUUUGACAAUCUCCGUGAACGACAUGGAUGAAGCUAAGAGUGCCUGGUACAGGAAGGUACAGUCGCAAAUUUUCUGUGAAGAGUUGCGCAGUCUGAAGUAGACCGGAUUCGUGAAAAGCAAUAGUCGUUUGAAAACAUAUUCGCCGUUUCUGGAAAACGGAAUCAUCCGUAUGCGAGGUCGUGUGCAGGAUGAUGGAAAGUCGUUUGAAGUGAACAAUCCUGUGAUUCUUCCUGACAACCACCAGUUUUCAACUCUACUGAUUCGUAUGUACCAUAUCGCCAACGCACAUCAAGGAAUGGAAACCGUUGUUAACAAUAUCAAGGAACGGCACCGUAUCCUGAAGAUUCGCUCACAGGUAAAGAAGUACACGAUGUCCUGUGUCAAGUGUCGUGAGCUUAGAGCAAAACCGACCGUUCCGCAAAUGGGAAACCUACCACCGGAAAGAACAACCCCGUUCGUGUUCCCGUUUACAUACACGGGCAGCUGCAUAAUGGCCAUCCGCUGCUUCAUGUCCAUCCGUGGCUUACCACAGUGCAUCAUGACCGACAACGGUACCAACUUUACUGGUGCAGAUGCUGAACUGAAGAAACUGGUGAGAACUCUGGAUCAGCCGCAGAUUGAAGAUUCGCUGAGCGUCAGAGGUGUUAAGUGGAAGUUUAUUCCACCUGGUGCUCCUCAUUUCGGAGGUUGCUGGGAACGUUUAGUACGCUCUGUGAAGACUGCCCUUCGUGCAAUGUUACGGGAUAGGCACCCUACGGACUUGGUGCUGCGUACUGCUUUAUGCGAGGCAAUGAACACCGUAAACAACAGACCUUUGACACACGUUCCGGAUGACCCCCUGGACCCUGAACCGAUAACUCCAAACAUGUUGCUGCUUGGCCGAAACAAUUCAAUCCAGUUCGACCAUAAUUUUGAUGAACGAGAUCUUAACUGUCGUGCUGCCUACAAGCAUUCUCAGAUUUACGCGGAUCGUUUCUGGCGCAGGUGGAUAGCCUCGUUCCGUCCGGAGUUGAUCAGAAGCCGCAAGUGGCCGGACAGCAGGAAUUACCACGAUUAUCACGUCGGUGAUCUAGUGAUGAUAGUGGACGAAUCGCUACACCGAGGAAGCUGGCCGAAAGGAGUUGUAGAGAAGAUCUACCAAGGACCGGAUGGAAAGGUGAGAACAGUUGCAGUGCGGACAUCAAAGUCGACCUACAAAAGACCUGUAAGCAAGGUUGUGCUGCUCCAGGCAAUCAGCUCGGUUCCUGGCCCGGAGAAUGUUGCUAACACUGCCAGUCCGAACUUUUCUACUCGGGUAUCGCAGUCGUCGCGCCGUCAACCGUCAGGCCACCCCUGAGCGUAACCAUAGCAACA